Molecule: messenger RNA, 1701 nt
Organism: Aspergillus glaucus CBS 516.65
Lineage: Eukaryota; Fungi; Ascomycota; Eurotiomycetes; Eurotiales; Aspergillaceae
Product: tyrosyl-DNA phosphodiesterase 1
Exons: 4
Coding region: 1-1701 (566 amino acids)
Biological process (GO): double-strand break repair; single strand break repair
Cellular component (GO): nucleus
Molecular function (GO): 3'-tyrosyl-DNA phosphodiesterase activity; double-stranded DNA binding; single-stranded DNA binding
Source: RefSeq, a predicted model, not a curated record
AUGGAUCGCCCCUCCAAACGAACCAGAAUUUCAUCUUUCGAGCACCAUCCACCUACAACUGAUCCAGCAUACCGCGACACAUUGACAGCAGAAAACAAUGGCUUGGCAUCACUACGUCGAUCUAUCACGCCGCCGCCUCCACCACGACGCCAGAAAUCAACCAGCACCACAGCCGUACCUGAUGGAGUAAAAGCGACUGAACUUCCAAAACAAAAACAGAUACCUACUACCACUCAUUCAUCCCCAAUUCAACUUACCCAUAUCCGGGAUCUACCCGCGUCGUCGGGGAACAAUGUCGACACUGUCCGACUGCGAGAUAUCCUCGAGGAUCCGAUGAUCCGCGAAUGCUGGCAGUUUAAUUUCUUGAUAGACGUGGAUUUUCUGAUGAGUCAGUUUGAUGAGGAUGUCAGGGACUUGAUGAAGGUGAAGGUGGUGCAUGGGUCGUGGAAGAGGGAUGCGCCUAAUAGGAUACGGAUUGAUGAACAAUGCUCGAGAUAUCCAAAUGUGGAGCCGAUAGUUGCGUACAUGCCGGAACCGUUUGGUACGCAUCAUUCCAAGAUGAUGAUUCUACUUCGACAUGAUGAUCUUGCUCAGGUCAUAAUUCAUACAGCCAACAUGAUCCCCGGAGACUGGGCAAACAUGACCCAAGCAGUCUGGCGCUCUCCUCUUCUGCCACUGUUACCAAACACAUCCACUUCUGAAGGAACCGGAGGAUACGGUAGUGGAACCAGAUUCAAGCGAGACCUACUCAGCUAUCUAAAUGCAUACGGACGUCAAAAAACAGGCCCGUUGGUUAAGCAGUUGGAACGUUUCGAUUUCCGGGCCGUGCGAGCAGCAUUAAUAGCCAGCGUGCCUUUGAAACAGAAAGCUGAGACUAUGGACGCCAAAAGGCAAACGCUGUGGGGAUGGCCGGCUUUGAAAGAUAUUCUACGACAUGUCCCGUUGGCGCCGCAUUCUGGGACGGCACAUAUUGUGCUUCAGCAGAUAUCCUCGAUUGCGUCACUAGGCCAAACAGACAAAUGGUUAAACGAUAUCUUCUUCGAUUCUCUCGCGCAAUAUUCAUCCCCAACACCGCGUCCGCGGUUCUCUAUUAUCUUCCCUACGCCGGACGAGAUUCGUCGUUCACUCAACGGCUACGGCUCCGGUGGAUCCAUUCACAUGAAAACGCAAAGUGCGCCUCAGCAGAAACAGCUACAGUAUAUGCGUCCUUAUCUGCGACAGUGGGCAGGGGACAGUGACUUUGGUCUCGAAACAUCAUCCGCUGAAGCAGAAUCUAUUCCUCGACGGGAAGCGGGUCGUCGUCGUGCGGCGCCUCAUAUUAAGACCUACAUCCGGUUCUCAGAUGCGGGAAUGGAAUCUGUAGACUGGGCGAUAGUGACCUCUGCGAACCUGUCUACCCAAGCGUGGGGCGCAGCUGUUAAUGCGCAGCGAGAAGUUAGGAUCUGCAGCUGGGAGAUUGGGGUGGUUGUAUGGCCCGGAUUGUACGUUGAUGGUUCUCCAGAGACUAAGACAGCCAAGAUGGUUCCGUGCUUCAAGCAAGAUCGUCCCGCUGAAACCAAGUCUGGGCUGGAGGAUGUCCUGGUCGGAUUCCGAAUGCCCUACGAUGUCCCGUUAACACCGUAUAGACCUCGGGAUGAGCCAUGGUGCGCAACGGCAAGUCACCCGGAACCAGACUGGUUAGGGCAGACAUGGGAUGGUUAG